UAUUCGUUCUCUUUGCGGCUCGCCUGUGCGGGCGUCAAGGCAACAGCAACCCUCCAGACGUUAGGACACCUGGGGGAAGGGGAGGAGAAGGGGCCUCCCACCUUCUAUCACGAAAUGGGUGACGUGAGGAAGAACAGUCCCAGAGCUGAGAUCAGCAGCCACGUGCCUUCUCCUGCCUGCCUGUUGAAAUUAGAGAAGCACACGGCUGAUUUCAAAGAUGUCAUAAAGAGCAGAAAGAGUGUGUCUCAGCCAAGAGGGAGGAUGUGGAGCGCUCAUCCAUGUGUGCGACCAGGGAAGAGGAACAAGGCCUCCUCACCUUGUUGGCAGAAGCAGGACUUGGAACACAGCAGGCUCUUUCACACCUCCCUCAGACAACUGCAGGCUAAGCUGGAGGCUGAAAGUCAGCAAGCACAAGAAAUGAUCCAUCAUUUACAGGACACAGAAAAUGGUUUAAUGAAGUGUUUGCUCAUCUCACUCAUGUUCACUGACCCAUGUCUUAUUGAGGAGUUGGAGCUUUUUCUGCGUCAGCGUGAAGAGGUGGGGCUGAGGAGGCGGGAGCUUCUCCACAAGCACUGGACUGAGCGGGUGUGGUUCCCCCUCCAGAAGACAGUGGAGGAACAUGCGUCCAGCCGUAGUCCAGCUGAGGCCAAAAGACUGCGGAACUACUACAGCCACUACCUACAUCACUGUGAUUCUAAGGGUUAUAUCUUUCUAGAAACCUACGAUCCCAGAGAAUACAAUCCUUUCCUUCUCAAAAAGCCUCCCUACCUCAAGUGGCUACGUCUCUUCCAGGCUCGAUGCCUUACCACGCCAUAUUGCUGCAACCUCAGCUCCAGAUGGAAGGUGCCAUCAGACCAGCUGCUGGUUCUC
Messenger RNA from Menidia menidia (Atlantic silverside), 870 nucleotides. NCBI's taxonomy places the organism in Eukaryota, Metazoa, Chordata, Actinopteri, Atheriniformes, Atherinopsidae. The record is from the annotation of a GenBank genome assembly.